AUGAAUCCCCCAUCAGCUUUAUAUGGAGCUAUGAAUAAAGAGCGUAAGCCAUUCACAUAUACACCAGGAGGGCUAGAUCUUUCGGAGAUCAAAUCAGAGCGGAUGGCUGCACGUUUAAUGAGAAAUGCUAUGAACCAAGGGGUUCCCGAAACACCCGCCCAAACAAUACAUUCACCUCCUGCUCCGGUCAAUCCAAAUGCAAUACCAAAUUUUAAUUGUUUACCCGUACAAGUGUUUCCAACAUUUCAACUUCCGGCUAACCCUAAGUCAUUGUUAAGAACAAGAAGCAACCCCAAUCCAAAAGAAGCUCCAUUACCUUUUAUACCCCAAUCGAACACAUCAGUUAGCGACAAUAAGCCUGAUGCAUCAUCAUUUCUUAACAGUAGUAAUGCUAGUAACAAUAAUAUUACAAAUAAUAAUAGACCAGCUUCAAUGUAUGAUUACACACUGUGUAAUAGUUCACCGUUAUAUCAACCAACAAAAUACGGAAGCUAUGGUCAUACAGAAUUGUUAUUACCGGAAAAAUUCUAUGAUGCUGAAGUAUGUCAAACAGAACUAUAUGGAGGAGUAAACGCCAUAGAAACCAAUAAAGAUGUUUUUAAACAUAAACCUACUUCAGACGUUUCAGACACAAAUACUUUAGCGAAAAUUGAUUUUGAUAUCAACAGUAUUCCAGUAACCUUAGCAUCAUCAUUGCAAGAUACAGAUACGACAAAUGAUUAUGAACAGAAGGAAGUAAAAGUCAGUACAAAGCAGUCUGAGACGGAAAACAAAACGGAUCAUAAUGGUGAUACCGAAGCUGCUGUAGUAAUUAAGCUGCCCGCGAAAUCAUCAUCGGCAAAGACGGAGACUAAAGUAGAAAUCUCAAAAAAAAAAUUACCUGAUGGUACUAUUGAGGAAGUUAAAACAACUACCACGAAAACCACUAUAGAAGGGAAAACUGAAAUUACAACAGAGACAGAGACUAGAACAAUCCCAAAAGAAGCAUUGGAAGUUGAGGAGGAAGAAGAAGAAGUAGAAGAAGAAGAGGAAGAAGGGGAAAUUGUAAAAGAAAGUAACAAGGAGCAUGAAAAUGAAAUUAGUGAAACAAAUGGAAGUGAUGAGGUGGCGGAGGAAGUAGUUAUUAAGAAUAUUAAGACUGAUACGAAACAAAAUGGCCAUAUCAUUACGGGGGAAGAAAAGGUAGAAACAAGUACUACGAAAAAAGUUGUUGUAGUGCAGUCCACGCAGGAUGAAUCAGAGGAAGAAAUUGAAGAAGAAGUUGAAGAAGAGGCAGAAGAAGAAGACAAUGGGGAGGUUGAAGUAGAGGAAGUAGUAAUACUUAGAAAAUCUGAAAACAAAUUAAGCGAGGAACCUAACAAAAACAAUAUUAAAAAUGGUGAAGAUGUUGAAGAGACAAAUAAAUUGACUGAAGAUAAUGAAUCUGACGAACAAGAAGAGGAGGAAGUGGCAGAUGAAGAUGAUAAAGGGGAAAUUGAUAGUGUUAAGGGAGAGUCAAAACAAGGAAUAGAAAAUAAGGAUGUUGAGGAGGAUGAGAAGAAAGAAGAACAGCUGAAGGAAAUUGUUGAAGAUGAACCAAAAGAUAUCAUUGAUGAGGAUGUUGAAGAGGAGUAUGAGGAAGCUGAAGAUACUGAAAUAAAAGAAAAAGUAUCUCAGAAGGCUUCAGAAGAGGUUGUAGAAGAGACAGUUGAUCAAGAUACAAUUAAUUCUAAAGGUAAAAAUGAGCAAGAAGAAAAUAAUAAUCAAGAAAAAUCGGAGCAUACUGAAGAAUUAGUUGAACGCCCCGAGGUAAAAGAAGAAAAUGACAAACAAGAAGUUAGAGAAGAGACUGUUCAUGAAAUAAAAGUGCAGUCUGAACCAAAAGGAUCAUUUAGAGAACCUUCAAUUCCACUUGAAAAAGUAGAAGAUGUUGAAAUUAAGCCUAUUGUACCAGCUCAAGAGAUAAUAAAAAAAUUACAUACAGAAAUAAUUACUACUACAACGGACAAACCAACUGGCCCAAUGAGUACACAAACUGAAUACAAACAAAUUGAAAAUAUUGUAACAGUUAAUCGAACAACAAAAACAUUAGAUCAUGCUUACGAACAGUCUCAGCAGUGCAAGCCAACAUUAAAAACAUAUUUUUCACCGAGCGAUGACAGAAACCUUUCAACUCCACAACCAAUAUCUAGACCAUAUCAACCGGUGUAUCCGCGUGAGCCACAAACAGAGAGACGUCAUAGUUUGCUAUUAGAUAGACUAAGUGUUGAUCGUCAGGUCAAUGCUCCAGAUAUUUACCAAAAUAAUUAUCAAUACAGUAAUCAAAACUAUGAACAAAAUCAAUGGUCUGAACCUCAAUCGGAAGUUUUGACAGUAAGUAAUGUUAAGCCAAGCACAAUAACCAAAAACCAGCAAUGGUAUCAACAAACAAGUCGAGAAAAUACUACUUCUAGUGUAGCUUCAUCAGCCCCCAUUUUACCGAGUCAACAGUUGGGGCAGUCAUACAGUCAACCUCAACCUCAAAUUCAAAUACAACAACCAGAACCAGAAUACAACAACCAAUACCAAAGCUAUGUGCAACCGCAAUACACACCUAAACCGGAAUUCAAGCCGUAUAUAGAAAGCAAUACACAGAACACUUACAGAAGUGCAAGUGAUCUCCAACAAAAUACUUACUCAAACUAUACUCCAAAACCAAGUUGGGCCAGUAAUACUUUUGAAUCUAAACCAGUUACUUUAGCUCCUUCGAUUCAAACAAAUCAUUAUUCAUCAUUUAAAGAAUCAACUGAAAACUUUCAGAAUUCUGCUCAAUUGUCCUCUUCUUACGUGCCACCUCCAUGGGAACAAGAUUCUAGUUAUGUAACUGAGAACCAAAAUUAUUAUCAGCCUGCACCCUCUACGACUCCGUUCACACCUAGCACAAAUCAAACGUGGAAACCCAAGCCUUCCAGUAAAUUCUCCAAGAAUACGUCUACUUCGUAUAUUCCACCAGCACCUAACCAAUCUUUUGUCAAGCCAGUAACAGCAAAUGACCAUUCAAAGCUACCUGGCCGCAAAACCUAUUAUAGUGAAUAUGAACGGCGUUAUAUAUCUGUACCAGAAUCUACCUACAUACCUAGUGAAACAAAGUUCCAAGUACAGCCUGAUCCAUCUCCUCAAUACUAUUAUGAUAAUAAUGAACCAGCUGAAAUAGUUGAACCACAAUGGCGUAAGGAAUUAAGAGAAUUUACUGAAAAGACCUCCGAAAUAAGUACACAAUAUGAAAAAACAUCAGUGAGACCUCCUUGGGAAGAAGAUCCAAAGUAUGCUGCACCAACAGAGUACACAGCAACUGUGACACCUAGCUGGACGCAAACUUUACGACCUCGCACGUGGCGGGAAAGAAGCUAUGAACCGGAGUACAUUGGAUCAAAGACCAACACUCUCGGUCGCGGACGACCACAAAGUUCUUACGUAAAGGGAAAUGUCGAACCGAUACAAGAAAGACCUAGAGGUGUAUCUGUUGAUAGAUACAAUCCAAAUAAUUACCAGUCUCCAUUAGCGUCUGAACAUCCACCGGUACAGAGCCACACGUUGAAUCCGAAUAUUCAUCCGAAAACUUAUCAUAACCCGAAUGUGCCGGUAUACCACUCUCGCGCUUCUGUUGAACCUAGAGAGCAAGUGUCAUACCCACAAUCACGGCCACGAGUUGAGUCCCGUGCUCCGCCCGUCCAGUCAAGAUCUUUCAAAUACCUCCAAUGGAUCACUGGUACAGAAGAU
This is a messenger RNA of Brenthis ino (lesser marbled fritillary), 3738 nucleotides long. Lineage: Eukaryota; Metazoa; Arthropoda; Insecta; Lepidoptera; Nymphalidae. The record is from the annotation of a GenBank genome assembly.